Messenger RNA from Artibeus jamaicensis (Jamaican fruit-eating bat), 2296 nucleotides. RefSeq names its product nucleobindin 1 (gene NUCB1). The record is from RefSeq and is a predicted model, not a curated record. Gene Ontology annotation, cellular component: endoplasmic reticulum-Golgi intermediate compartment; extracellular exosome. The transcript has 13 exons. Bases 123 to 1499 code for a protein of 458 amino acids. Gene Ontology annotation, molecular function: calcium ion binding. Lineage: Eukaryota; Metazoa; Chordata; Mammalia; Chiroptera; Phyllostomidae.
AUUGCCGAGGGCGGGUUUUCUGCUGGAAAGUGGGCGUGGCCUAGGCGGGAAAUCGAGGAGAACGCAGCUGAGGUCCAAGCCACGGAAGACGCCCUCGGUGGUGAAGGAGAGAUCACGCGGCCAUGCCUCCCUUUGGGCCCCGCGCGGCCCUCCUCCUCCUGCCACCGCUGCUGCUGCUCCGCGCUGUUCUGACCGUGCCCCUGGACCGGGGAACGUCCAAGGAGGAGAGCCCUGCGACCGAGAGCCCCGACACGGGUCUCUACUACCACCGGUACCUCCAGGAGGUCAUCAAUGUGCUAGAGACGGAUGGGCACUUCCGGGAGAAGCUGCAGGCCGCCAAUUCCGAGGACAUCAAGAGUGGGAAGCUGAGCCGAGAGCUGGACUUCGUCAGCCACCAUGUCCGAACCAAGUUGGAUGAGCUCAAGCGUCAGGAGGUGUCUCGGCUUCGGAUGCUGCUCAAGGCCAAGAUGGAUGCACAGCAGGAGCCCAAUGUACAGUUGGAUCACCUGAGCCUCCUCAAGCAGUUUGAACAUCUGGAUCCUCAGAAUCAGCACACGUUUGAGGCCCGGGACCUGGAGCUCCUGAUUCAGACGGCCACCCGGGACCUCGCCCAGUACGACGCAGCCCAUCAUGAAGAGUUCAAACGCUAUGAGAUGCUCAAGGAACACGAGAGACGCCGUUACCUGGAGUCACUGGGAGAAGAGCAGCGAAAGGAGGCAGAGAGGAAGCUGGAAGAGCAACAGCGACGACACCGAGAGCACCCCAAAGUCAAUGUGCCUGGCAGCCAAGCCCAGCUGAAGGAAGUGUGGGAGGAGCUGGAUGGAUUGGACCCCAACAGGUUUAACCCCAAGACCUUCUUCAUACUGCAUGACAUCAACAGCGAUGGUGUCCUAGAUGAGCAGGAGCUGGAGGCCCUCUUCACCAAGGAGCUGGAGAAGGUGUAUGACCCAAAGAAUGAGGAAGACGACAUGCGGGAGAUGGAGGAGGAGCGGCUGCGCAUGCGCGAGCAUGUGAUGAAGAAUGUGGACACCAACCAGGACCGUCUCGUGACCCUGGAGGAGUUCCUCGCAUCCACCCAGAGGAAGGAGUUUGGGGACACAGGGGAGGGCUGGGAGACCGUGGAGAUGCAUCCUGCCUACACAGAGGAGGAGCUGCGGCGCUUUGAGGAGGAGCUGGCGGCCAGGGAGGCAGAGCUGAACGCCAAGGCCCAGCGCCUCAGCCAGGAGUCGGAGGCCCUGGGCCGCUCCCAGGGCCGCCUGGAGGCCCAGAAGAGAGAGCUUCAGCAGGCCGUUCUGCAAAUGGAACAGAGGAAACAGCAGCAGCAAGGCCACAAUGCCGCAGCCCCCGGCCCUGAGGGACAGCUCAAGUUCCAGCCCCAAAAUACAGAUGACGCUCCUGUCCCAGCUCCAGCUGGCGACCAGAAAAAUGUGGCAGCUUCAGAAAAUAAGGUUCCAGAACAGUCCCCCAAUCUGCCUCAGCCCGAUUCCCAGCAUCUGUGAUCCUCCAGGACCGUGGCACUCUGGGUUCCUACCGUCACAGACGAUGGGAGGAUGGCGAAGUGUCGCAGUCACCCUCCUCUGAGGACAACGCGUGUGACCUCCUAGGCAACACGGGACAGGGCGGUGCUUCCCACCGUGCUACCCAGAGGCCCCGCUCUGCUGCCUCAGCUCCUGCAGUCUCCCGGCCUGUAGCCCUGCUGUCUGUCCCCCUCCAGGGACCUGCCUGCUUGUGCGCAGCGGGCACUCAUGACAUCAGCUUGCUUAGGGAAGCCGCCUCCCUCCUGAGAGUGUCCGCUUCGCCCCUGCCUUCUUAGAUGGACCGGCCUUGCCGCCCCAGCUGGGGGGCCACUCGGCAUCCUGCACCCCGCAGCUGCUGCCAGAAACUCCAGUCCGCCUGCUGCUCUGGGCCCCGCUUCUGUUGGUUUAUGAGGCUUGGAUGAUCUCUCGAGACCUUUCUCUACCUUUUGUGGGACCAGCGAUGCCUCGAAGACAGUGUCGACCCUGUGGCUGGGUCAGGGCAGCAGAGUGCUCAGCAGUGCCCAUCGGCGCUGACACCAGGCGUCUUCUUGACCCCGGGCUGUCAGCACCAUCGGCCUCAGGCUCCACCCUGAUGGCUCGGCCCCUCGCCCCUUCCCCACACAGCCACAGAAGGGUCCCAGAGCUGACCCGCACCAGGACCAGGUUCCAGCCCCUCAGCCUCAGUGGGAGGCCCAUGCCCACCUCUCUGGCCUUACCGCCCACUAUUCUCUUCCCUGCUAUGUACUCCAAUUCCAUCCACAUACACUUUCUAGAACAAA